UUUCCUCGCUGACGUGAAUGGAAAAGAGAAUCAAGCUGCGGACAUAAUCUGAGCUAUUGCUCGCGAACAGGGCAGCAAAAAAGGACUGGCAUCUUCCCCUCGGACUAAUUGUCGGGGAAUGUUGUAGCGGAUACCUCUAGGGUGAUAUUUGUUAUAUUUACAAGACAGUUAGUUGAAUGUACAUGGUGUACAGUAGCACCGAAGCUCACUGCGUACCGCCCUAUUCUGCUUCAGCUGCUUUCAAUACUAUCAGAUCCAUCUGUACGACCGGCCAAUUCAGAAGGAGAGAACAGCAAACUGGAGCACACUCAUGUUGGCUCUGUGAAUUUAGCGGAGGUAAAAGACGACGGAAGACAAGCCCUGAGAAAGGAUUACGAUAUCUGGAGACUGAUUUUACAUUCCUAGUGGUCUUUAAAUGCCCCAUUUUUAAUUGACAGUAUCUGUCAGCUUUUUAGUCCGUAACAAAUUUGGGGUGCAACAAUUUGCUUUUGUUUCCUGGUUUCUUUUUCUUUUUUUACAUUUCGAAGAAGAUCGUUGGAGUGAAAGGAAAUUUUUUUUCCAUCCUGGCUCAAUUUGUCUAGUUAUUUUUCCGUUUAUUGUUUAAUCACGACUCCCUGUUAUAGUUGAGAGGAAGAAAUGACUUCAUGAAUGGAAUUCUCCCAACGGGGAAACUAACUGGAAUUUGUUGAGACCUUGACAAACAUUCUUUUGUGUAUCUGGAGUGUUUGUGUUCUUGAGGUUCAUCGAAAUCAUUCUGUGGAAGGAACCAAGGUGCCUCGCCAGAACUCUCUGUGACCUCUCUAAGGACUCAAGUGGGAGAACAUAACAAGGUUGUUCUUGGGAAAUGGGAUCUGAAAAGGACUCUGAAUCACCCCACUCCUCUGUUAGUGGCAUUCCCAAUCCGAAAUGCCGUGGGCCUGGUAAGAAGCAAGGCAGGAUCUCUUUUCAUAGUCUCUUUCAUGGCAAACGCGGAUCCAGGGGAAACAAGGCUAAUGUUGGCACUCCUCUUGCGCAACAGCUGCACCAACAGCAACAACUCCAGCAACAGCAGCUUCUCCAGCCUCCCACACCCACAAAUGUUUCAUCAGACCCAUCUACGGCAGGCCCGGCCGAGCCGUUAUCCGCCAGCCAGGCCUCUUUGGGAGGUCAAGAACUCCUAGAGUGUCCCUUGUGCCUGGUGCGUCAACCUGCGGAGCAGCUUCCUGAGCUCCAGGGAUGCAGCCACCGGUCUUGCCUGUGCUGUCUAAGGCAGUACUUUCGUAUCGAGAUUACGGAGAGCCGAGUGCAGCUCAGCUGCCCGGAGUGCGCCGAGCGACUUGCCCCACGGCAGGUGGCCCUCAUCUUGGACGAUCCCAACCUGAUGGAAAAGUAUGAAGAGUUCCUGCUGCGCCGCUGCCUGGCAUCGGACCCUGAUUGCCGAUGGUGUCCCGCUCCCGACUGUGGUUUUGCAGUCAUCGCUUCUGGAUGUGCCAGCUGCCCCAGGCUGGUGUGUCGAAGAGAAGGGUGUGGUGCUGAGUUCUGUUACCACUGCAAGCAAGCUUGGCAUCCUAACCAGACCUGCGACUCUGCCCGCCAGCAGAGAGCCCUGUCCUUGAGAACACACAGUAACCAUUCACCCAGCUACACGGCCGAGCAGGGGCACACUGAUGACAUCAAGCCUUGCCCCCGAUGCGGUGCCUACAUCAUCAAGAUGAACGACGGCAGCUGUAAUCACAUGACCUGUGCUGUGUGCGGCUGCGAGUUCUGCUGGCUCUGUAUGAAGGAGAUUUCAGACCUGCACUACCUCAGUCCAUCAGGUUGUACAUUCUGGGGAAAGAAGCCAUGGAGUCGCAAAAAGAAGAUUCUGUGGCAGCUGGGCACUUUGAUUGGUGCACCUGUGGGCAUCACUCUAAUCGCUGGCAUCGCAGUUCCUGCUAUGGUUAUCGGCAUCCCCGUUUACAUUGGACGCAAGAUCCACUCACACUAUGAGGGCAAGAAAACGUCACAUCACAGGAGGAAUCUCGCCAUCACUGGUGGUGUGGCUCUUUCAAUCAUUACAGCUCCAGUCAUCGCUGCUGUCAGUGUGGGCAUUGGUGUUCCCAUCAUGUUGGCGUAUGUGUAUGGUGUUGUGCCUAUCUCUCUGUGCCGCGGCGGGGGCUGUGGGGUGAGCCGGGGGAAAGGUCGUGGUGUAAGGAUAGACUUUGAUGAGGAUGACGGGCCUAUUACUGUUGCUGAUGCAUGGCGAGCGCUGAAGUCUCCCAGCCUGGGCGAGAGCAGUUUGGAGGGAGGAGCCAGCGGCCUCAGUACCACCUCUCCGAGCGAGGGCCUAUCCGUCGCUCCAGGUGGUCUGGGAGACACGCCACAUUUCAACACACUAGCGGGAGGAGCACUUGGUGCGAGGACAGGAAAAUACAGCAGGCUGGAGGUGCAAGGAACUGAGCUGGGAAAGGAAAGUGCCGGCAGGGAGACAGGCAGCUUGGGAGCGGCCAGUGACUGUGCAAGCACAAGGGGCAUGGCAGGAUCAAUCACUUCCUCUUACACCUUACCUGACAGAGAGGGCACUAACCUCGAGAUCCAGGUGGACAUUGAAACUAAACCAAGCCAUCUGUGUCUAACCACUGAAGAGGAUCUGGCUCCGCCUACUGCUGCCAUGGUGCCCAGCUCGGGGGAGGAGCCACAGGACUGCAGUUCCCGCAGAAGCGGGGUUGUCGUGGAUUCCUCUCUGGGCCUGUCACCAGGAAUGUCACUCAGGGAGGGUCUCCGAGACGUCACCCUCGCUCAGCCGGAAAGCAUCCGCAGCGACCUGGAGAUGUCCGACACGCAGUCGGAUGACAUCGCGGAGCUCACAUCCGACGACUGCGACUCGCCCCGACCCAAGAGCUGCCACGCCGCGCCCCCUCCGCAGACGACCUGCAGAGCCUUGAACCCCACCGACAGCCUGCACUGUCCCGACAAUGUCAUUCUUUACGUGUGAGAGAGACUCUCGCCAUUGCACAAAGCCAACCGUUUCUGAGCUUUUGACUUGUUAAUGCUUUACCUGUUAUUUUGCUGCUUUUUAUAAUUAUUAAAACACCUUACUUGCAUCCAGACAACUCAUGGAACUGACUGCUCAUCGCUCUGCUCUCCUGUCCCGUCUCUAUUACAAGCACGGACAGGUCCUCUACCUCUUCAGAAAUUCAUACUGUUAUUCAUUGGUUGGUGUUUACUUCUCGGUGGAGCAAAAGAAAAAAAAAAGAAGCAUUGAAUCGGUACUAUCGUGGCCAGAAGAAUUUCCUUAGAUAACAAACAAACAAAUAAUGCUACAAAGUGAAAUGUCGCCAAGCACAUGUAUACGUGAGUGGUUUGUAUAUGGAUGACACAUUACAGUAUUGUUUGUAUGUUUGUUUUACUUUUAAAUAGACCUGGAAAUUGUAUGAUUUUGCAUGCGCCGCGCUAGUAUUGUUUUGGUCCGGUUUGCACAGAAGAACACACACUUCAAAGUGAGAGAGAUCGGUAUGGAGUAAGGUCAGUGCGAUGAGAGACUGAUCCGAACUUCACUAGCAGACAGUUUGACUUGAAUCACUGACUGCCUGCCUUACAGACCGAGCACAUGCACUCAGUUCCCUUACGCUGUCUGUGACUCACUGACAACACUGUUUGUGCCCUCUUGAGCUGAGAGACGGAUGUAUGUGUGGAUCAUGUUUAUCAGUGUUGAUUUUAUUGCUGGGUAUUAAAUCAUAUAGUAUCAAGGAUGGAACUGCCAUUCACAUGCAUGUCUGUUGUUAUUAAUGUUAUUAUUUUAUUAUGAUUUUCGGCCUCUUUCUUAAGCACAUUGCUUUUCAAGCGUUUCAAGCAGUUUUAUUUUCAGUUUGUUUUACCCGCUAGCUGGAUGUAUGGAUGGAUGGAGUUGGUUAGGGUUAGGAUGAGAUGAGCACUCCUGCACUUUAUCCCACUAUUUAUCAUUGUUCUACAUUGUAGGCUUAUAUUUAUGCACUCCCUUUUUUCUUUUGGAUUUCAGCUUCUCUGGGAAACGUUUGAAUGCCGUAGUCAUGAUUUUGUUAUUUAAUUUUGGAUGUAAUGAAAUAUUGAAAUUUUGUUUUGCAUUCUUAACAUGCUAUGCUUUCUGAAUCUCAUAAUUGUAUUUGGCUGCAGAGAGAAUCCUCAGCUUUUACAUGUAAUGAUGGAUUAGCUUUGUCUUGUAAUCACAUAAAAAGGAUUUGUGGUUGUCACAUCUUUUGCUCUCUUUUUUUUUUUUUUUUUUGGGUUGUGUGAAGAUGCGUUUAUAUUUUUAGGUUUAUGAGCGGAUUGUGAAACUAUACUUGAUAAUUUGACUAUAAACUGGUUAUGGUGAAAUGAGUGUUAUAACAACUAAAUACAGUUACUUAAGCAAUAUGCUGAAGAGAAGGUGUGUUAAAUCUGGCAUUGUUUUGUACAUCCCCACAAAGAUAACUGCACUGGCUGUGAGUGUUUGAAACAACAUGAAAAAUAAACAUUUCCUCCUUUGUGGCAA
Molecule: messenger RNA, 4468 nt
Organism: Ctenopharyngodon idella (grass carp)
Lineage: Eukaryota; Metazoa; Chordata; Actinopteri; Cypriniformes; Xenocyprididae
Gene: rnf19b
Product: ring finger protein 19B
Exons: 10
Coding region: 845-2953 (702 amino acids)
Biological process (GO): protein polyubiquitination; ubiquitin-dependent protein catabolic process; positive regulation of proteasomal ubiquitin-dependent protein catabolic process
Cellular component (GO): cytoplasm; ubiquitin ligase complex
Molecular function (GO): ubiquitin conjugating enzyme binding; zinc ion binding; ubiquitin protein ligase activity
Source: RefSeq, a predicted model, not a curated record